AUGAAUCGUGCACAUUAUAUUUCACGUGUCAUACCAUGUCUGAUGAUGAUAUCACAUAGUCAUAAUCGUCAUGGAAGUUCAUCAGGAAGUUCAUCUUUACUUCAUUCAUCAAAUAAAUCAUUAUAUAAUGAAUCAAAUUUUGAAGAUAAUGAUGCUGGUUUAUCAAAAUUAGCAUUCGUUUUAAAUUUUAAUAUUAAUAUAACAUGUAAAGAAGUACGUGGUUUAAAAUCAAUUCCAACAAAUCGUAUUGCUUAUUGUACAAUGGAAGUUGAAGGAGGAGAAAAAUAUCGAACUGAACAUGCUGAAACUGGAAAACCUGUUUGGGAAUCUUUAGCUGAAUUUCCAACAAAUCAAUUUUUACCAUUAUUAAAGUUAAACUUUUUAUGGAAAAUCCUGGUUUACUUAGUUUAG
Rotaria sp. Silwood1 is the source of this 411-nucleotide messenger RNA. The record is from the annotation of a GenBank genome assembly. Lineage: Eukaryota; Metazoa; Rotifera; Eurotatoria; Philodinida; Philodinidae.